Molecule: messenger RNA, 1416 nt
Organism: Cokeromyces recurvatus
Lineage: Eukaryota; Fungi; Mucoromycota; Mucoromycetes; Mucorales; Mucoraceae
Product: major facilitator superfamily domain-containing protein
Exons: 5
Coding region: 1-1416 (471 amino acids)
Biological process (GO): transmembrane transport
Molecular function (GO): transmembrane transporter activity
Source: RefSeq, a predicted model, not a curated record
AUGAUAUCUCAAAGAUCUUCCAUAAAUAUAAAUGAAUUAAAUGGUCUAACUUUGACGUCUUCACAGCCUAUUGAUCUGGAAAAGAUUUCAACUGUCAAAACAGAAAAAUAUGAUGUAGAAGUAGGCGGAUUAGGGACUACUAUAAUGCCUCAGAAGACAAAUGUUACUAUUGCGAGUAUUGUUGAAAUGCCAAAGGAUUCUUUUUAUGAUACUAUUCCAGACGGUGGAUAUGGAUGGGUUAUUGCGUUUAUAGGGUUUCUUAUUAACUUUGUUAUGUUUGGCACAGCUUCUAUUUGGGGUGUCUUUUCACAUGCUUGGGCUACAACUAUUCUUAAAGAUAGGGCUACUACUGUUCAGCUUAUGGGCGUUGGUACAACGCUUGUUGUUUGCUUAAAUAUCUUCACUCCUAUAAGUCCUUUGUUAGCUCGUUUAGGUGCCCGUAUUACAAUGAUGUUAGGAAGUAUUUUAAUGUCACUUGGUAUUAUUUUGGCUGGUUUCAGUACACAAAUAUGGCAUUUAUAUUUAACACAGGGUGUUCUUUUUGGUAUUGGAGCAUCUUUAGUUUAUAUGUCUAUUGUUGCUGUAAUUCCUCAAUGGUUUACUACAAGACGCGGUACUGCUAUGGGUAUUAGUUCUGCUGGUUCAGGAUUUGGUGGAUUGGCUUUGAGUCCAAUGGUAAGCUCAUUAGUUGAGAAAUAUGGUCUUCCUUGGACUCAUCGCAUUAUAGGUUUGAUGGCAUUUGGUAUUUGUGCGGUUGCAUCAAUGUUGAUUCGUACCCGUCUGCCACCAGAUCACAAGAAACAACCUAUACGUUCGCCUAUUAAACUUUCUAUGUUAAAGGACUUCAACUUUGUUUUACUAUUAUGCGGUUUAGUUAUAUCUCUCACAGGCUAUUUAGUUCCUCUUUUUUAUUUGCCAAAAUAUUGUGCAACAUAUGGUAUUAAUGCAACAAAUUCAUCAGCUAUUGUAGGUGUUGCAUGUGCAAUGAACGCCAUUGGUCGUCUAAUACUUGGCUAUAUUGCAGAUCGUGUUGGACGUUUAAAUAUGUAUGUAAUCUCGUCUAUUUUGUCUGGCCUUUUCUGUAUGCUUAUUUGGCCCUUUGCUAAAACAUACGGCUCAUUAAUGGCAUUUGCUGUUCUCUUUGGUUUUACAUGUGGUAUUUAUUAUGCUCUUGCUUCACCUAUCACAGCCACUGUUGUUGGCAUUGAUAAUAUCUCUUCUGGUCUUUCUAUUAUGUUUGUUGCCAGUGCAAUUGCUGGAACAGGCCCACCAAUUGCUUCUGCUAUUCAACAAGCUACUCCUAAUGCAGGUUACAUCGGCGUUCAAAUGUUUGCUGGCGCUGUAUAUAUUUUCGGUUCACUUCUUUGUGUAGCCUUAAAAGUUAAAAUGACUGGCUCUUUAUUUUCUGUGAUGUAG